Messenger RNA from Trachemys scripta elegans, 8548 nucleotides. RefSeq names its product neurexin 2 (gene NRXN2). The record is from RefSeq and is a predicted model, not a curated record. NCBI's taxonomy places the organism in Eukaryota, Metazoa, Chordata, Testudines, Emydidae.
GACUGAGAACUUUGGACCUGCUGAUGCAACCCCUGGAGCGGUACCGCGAGGCUGAAGCAGGCCAGUGCCAGCCACUGCUGGACAAGACUGGCCCAGCCGGGCGGAGUGGGGGCCAGCAAGCUCCGCCCUCCUGUGACGCGACGCCGGAGCUGGGCUGAGCACGCCCUGUGGGCGCGGCUGGCUCUGCACCCCGCUGGAGGAGGAUGCUGUAACUUGCUGGAGCUGGACCUGGAGCCUGUGAUUGGUGGAGGCUGGGUGGGGGGAGGGGGUUGAGUUGGUGGGGGCCUGAAUUUGUUCUCUCUGACUUCUGGAUAUUUGGAUUCUGGCAUCCCAUUGCCCCUUGUCACUGAGUGGUAGUGAAAGGCCACCACCCUCCCUCUGAGCGGAGCCCCCCGCUCAUCUCCACCUGCUCCCCGGCCUGCAAGGAAGGCAACGGACCCCAACCCCGCCUGCCCCUCCCUCCCCCCAUCCAGCCGCCUGCCCCCCCCAUGAGGAUCUGAGGCUGUGGCAGUGGGGGGGCGGCGCCCAGCAUUUGCCUUGAGGGGGGGGGCAGGGACAGAUGAGACUGGGCGCCAUGGCCAGACUGCUGCCCUUGGCACUGCUCAUGGGUGCCCUGCUGGGCCCCGGGGCAGGCGGGGCGGCGCUGGAGUUCGGUGGCGCCACGGGGCAGUGGGCCCGCUAUGCCCGCUGGGACGCCAGCUCCUUGGGGGAGCUGAGCUUUAGCCUGAAGACAAACGUCUCGCGGGCGCUGGUGCUUUACCUGGACGACGGGGGGAACUGCGACUUCCUGGAGCUCAUGAUCGCUGACGGGCGCCUGCGCCUGCGUUUCACCAUCUCCUGUGCCGAGCCUGCCAAGGUGCACCUGGAGACGCCCGUGGAUGACGACCGCUGGCACAUGGUGCUCCUGACCCGCAACUACCGGGAGACCAUGCUGGUGGUGGACGGUGAGGCCAAGGUGGCCGAGGUCAAGUCCAAGCGGCGGGACAUGGCGGUGGAGAGCGACCUCUUUGUGGGGGGGAUCCCGCCCGACGUGCGCCUCUCGGCGCUUACCCUGAGCACCGUCAAGUACGAGGUGCCCUUCAAGGGGCUGGUGGCCAACCUCAAGGUGGGCGACACGCCGCCGGCCCUGCUGGGCAGCCAGGGCAUCCGCAGCGACACGGAGUACCUGUGCACCAAGCAGAAUCCCUGUGCCCACGGGGGGCUCUGCAGCGUGCUGAAUGGCGAGGUGCAGUGCGACUGCAGUAUGACCGGCUUCCAGGGCAAGUUCUGCAGCGAAGAAGAGCACACUAUGGAAGGUCCUGCUCAUCUGACGUUAAACAGCCAAGUAGGGUCCAUUCUGUACUCGGAAGGGGGGGAAGGGAGAGGAGCCAGUGAGGUGCAGCACACAUCGAAAGGGAAGGAGGAAUACGUGGCGACCUUCAAGGGCAACGAGUUCUUCUGCUACGACCUGUCCCACAACCCGAUCCAGAGCAGCACUGAUGAGAUCACUCUGUCCUUCCGCACCCUGCAACGCAAUGGCCUCAUGCUGCACACGGGGAAGUCGGCCGACUACGUCAACCUGUCGCUCAAGAGCGGGGCCGUGUGGCUAGUCAUCAACCUGGGGUCGGGCGCCUUCGAGGCGCUGGUGGAGCCCGUCAAUGGCAAGUUCAAUGACAACAACUGGCAUGACAUCCGGGUGACCCGGAACCUGCGCCAGCACGCAGGAAUUGGACACGCUAUGGUGACCAUUUCCGUGGAUGGCAUCCUGACAACGACGGGCUACACACAGGAGGAUUAUACCAUGCUGGGCUCAGAUGACUUUUUCUACAUUGGGGGCAGCCCCAACACAGCUGACCUGCCGGGGUCCCCAGUCAGCAAUAACUUCAUGGGGUGUCUCAAGGAUGUUGUGUACAAGAACAAUGACUUCAAGCUGGAGCUGUCGCGCCUGGCAAAGGAGGGCGACCCCAAGAUGAAGAUCAAUGGGGACUUGGUGUUCCGCUGUGAGAAUGUGGCAGCGCUGGACCCAGUCACCUUUGAGUCGCCCGAGGCCUACAUCUCCCUGCCCAAGUGGAACACCAAGAAGACUGGCUCCAUCUCCUUUGACUUCCGCACCACCGAGCCCAAUGGGCUGCUGCUCUUCAGCCAUGGGCGCCUGCAGCCCCCGCGGGAGGGCCGUGCUGAGCGUCCACACAAGGCUGACUACUUCGCCAUGGAGCUGCUGGACGGCCACCUUUAUCUGCUGCUGGACAUGGGUUCUGGCGGCAUCAAGAUGCGGGCCAGCAACAAGAAGGUCAAUGACGGCGAGUGGUGUCACGUGGACUUCCAGCGUGAUGGGCGUAAAGGCUCCAUCUCAGUGAAUAGCCGCAGCAUACCAUUCCUGGCCAGUGGCGAGAGUGAGAUCCUGGACCUGGACAGUGAGAUGUACCUGGGGGGCCUUCCCGAGAAUCGGCUGGACUUGAUCCUACCCCCUGAGGUGUGGACUGCCUUCCUCAACUACGGCUACGUGGGCUGCGUGCGGGACCUGUUCAUCGACGGCAAGAGCCGGGACGUGCGGCGCCUGGCCGAGGUGCAAAGCGUGCCCGGCGUCUCCAGCUUCUGCUCCCGGGAGACCCUCAAGCAGUGCAGCAGUGCACCCUGCCGCAAUGGGGGGGUCUGCCGUGAGGGCUGGAACCGCUUCGUCUGUGACUGCCUUGGCACUGGCUACCUGGGCAGAGUGUGCGAGAGAGAGGCCACAGUGCUGAGUUAUGAUGGCAGCAUGUACAUGAAGAUCAUGCUGCCGGGGGUGAUGCACACGGAGGCCGAGGAUGUGUCCCUGCGGUUCAUGUCCCAGCGUGCCUAUGGCUUCAUGCUGGCCACCACCUCCAAGGAGUCAGCCGACACCCUGCGCCUCGAGCUUGACGGCGGGCAGAUGAAGCUUACCGUCAACCUAGACUGUGUCAGGAUAGGCUGUAACCCCAGUAAAGGCCCCGAGACCCUCUUCGCUGGCCACAAACUCAACGACAAUGAGUGGCACACAGUGCGGGUUGUGCGGCGCGGGAAGAGCCUGCAGCUCUCGGUGGAUAACGUCACAGUGGAAGCAGGGCAGAUGGCCGGCGCGCACACCCGCCUGGAGUUCCACAACAUCGAGACCGGCAUCAUGACGGAGCGCCGCUUCAUCUCCGUGGUGCCCUCCAACUUCAUCGGGCACCUGAGCAGCCUGGUGUUCAAUGGGCUGCCCUACAUGGACCUGUGCAAGAAUGGCGACAUCAGCUACUGCGAGCUCAAUGCCCGCUUCGGCCUGCGCAGCAUCAUUGCCGACCCCGUCACCUUCAAGAGCCGCGCCAGCUAUCUGGCGCUGGCCACGCUGCAGGCCUAUGCCUCCAUGCACCUCUUCUUCCAGUUCAAAACCACCGCCACCGACGGCCUCAUCCUCUUCAACAGCGGCAAUGGCAACGACUUCAUCGUGGUGGAGCUGGUCAAGGGGUACAUCCACUAUGUCUUCGACCUGGGCAACGGGCCAUCGCUGAUGAAGGGGAACUCGGACAAGCCGGUUAAUGACAAUCAGUGGCACAAUGUAAUCGUGUCGCGUGACACCAGUAACGUCCACACGCUCAAGAUCGACUCCCGCACUGUCACCCAGCACUCCAACGGUGCCCGCAACCUGGACCUCAAGGGAGAGCUGUACAUCGGGGGGCUGAGCAAGAACAUGUUCAACAACUUGCCCAAGCUGGUGGCCUCGCGGGACGGCUUCCAAGGCUGCCUGGCCUCCGUGGACCUCAACGGCCGCCUGCCUGACCUCAUCGCUGACGCCCUGCACCGGAUCGGGCAAGUCGAGAGGGGCUGCGAUGGGCCCAGCACCACGUGCACCGAGGACUCUUGCGCCAACCAGGGCGUCUGCCUGCAGCAGUGGGACGGCUACACGUGUGACUGCACCAUGACCUCGUACGGUGGCCCCGUAUGCAACGACCCUGGCACCACGUACAUCUUUGGGAAGGGCGGGGCGCUUAUCACCUACACCUGGCCGCCCAACGACCGGCCCAGCACACGAGCCGACCGGCUGGCCGUGGGCUUCAGCACGCACCAGAAGAAUGCCAUCCUGGUGCGGGUGGACAGCGCCUCCGGGCUGGGGGACUAUCUGCAGCUGCAUAUAGACCAAGGCACAAUCGGGGUCAUCUUCAACGUGGGCACGGAUGACAUCACCAUCGAGGAGACCAAUGCCAUGGUGAACGACGGCAAGUACCACGUGGUGCGCUUCACCAGGAGCGGGGGCAAUGCCACGCUGCAGGUGGACAACUGGCCCGUCAACGAGCGCUACCCAGCAGGGAACAGUGAUAAUGAGCGGCUGGCGAUUGCUAGGCAGAGAAUUCCGUAUCGGCUCGGUCGAGUAGUAGAUGAGUGGCUACUCGACAAAGGAGGUGAAUUAGUAUUGCCCAUAAUUACCGAAGAUUCCUUAGACACCCCACCAAUUGCCACCCGGUCUCCAUUCAUACCCCCGCCACCUACCUUUGGCCCCUUCCUAACCGUAAUAGAGACCACCAGAGACACCCUAGCCCCUUCUGCCAAUCAAAAACCCCCGUGCUUAGCCGACCAAGAGGACAGCGAUUGCGAAGAGGGCAUUGAGGCCUCCGGUUACGCCUCGGGUGAGGUCUUCGACUCCAGCCUGCCCCCUACUGAUGACGAAGAUUUUUACACCACAUUCCCCUUGGUCACAGAUAGGACCCUGCUGGCCAGGCCAGAUGGAGCAUCUAAAAAGUCCCAAGGCUUCAGGCCCAACAUUAGGACAGGAGUGCCAGCUUCAUCCUCAAUCCCUGAGCUCCUGACCUCCACUGCCUCUCCCGAUCUGGUCCGUAACAUCCCCGCCGGCAAAAUGAACAAUCGCGAGGCCCCCAAACCCCACCCAGACCAGUACCCCCCUUUGCCCACCUCUUUUGAACUCGACAACCGUAACAGGCAUAAGUACCCCAGUAUAACAUCUUCCCCCAAUUUCCACAAUCUACCCACAGCUAACCCCACCGGCUCGGGGGAGAGGGGUCCCCCGGGAGCCGUCGAGGUGAUCCGCGAAUCUAGCAGCACCACGGGGAUGGUGGUCGGCAUUGUGGCGGCGGCCGCCCUGUGCAUCCUCAUCCUCCUCUAUGCCAUGUACAAGUACCGAAACCGGGACGAAGGCUCUUACCAGGUGGAUCAGAGCCGGAACUACAUCAGCAACUCGGCACAGAGCAAUGGCACGGUGGUGAAGGAGAAACCCACCUCUGCCACCAAAACCCCCAGCAAGAGCAAGAAAAACAAGGACAAGGAGUAUUAUGUGUGAGUCUCCGCCCCCCCUGGCCCCGCCUCCCUCCUGUCCCUCUGGUGGCGAGCGCGAGAGAGAGACGAUCGCAAGGUGAGACCGGCUCAAAUCAUGCCAACCUUUGGAUACAAGAGACCAACGAAACCUCCCAGCCUUCCUUUCUCCUCCCUCUGCAUCACAGAGGCAACCAGUGGAUCCUGCCCCCCACCUCCACCCCACACUGGUUUCAAUUUGUUCAUUUCUCCCUUAUUUAAUUUUUCAGUUCAUCCUCAUAAAUUAAUAACAACCACCCCAAAAUCAAAAUCAUGCUCGCUUCCCACCCCGGAUUCCUUCAGAUCUUGGGGGUUUCUUUAAUUUGUUUUCCUUUUAGCAAACGAAGUGGGGGAAAGAACAGGGCAGGGGGCGAUCAAAUCACACAUGCCAUGGUUAGAGGUUGGCACCGGAAAUAAGCAACCACUCGGAAAGAGAACAGAAAACGAGGAUCUGGGAGGGGUAGAUGGAUUGAUGAAGGCUUCGGAGCUCCCUAGAUAAAGCUGAGCCAGGAUUUUGCCUUCAAGAUAUAUAUAUAUAGAGAGAGAGAGAGGUGACAGCUGAUUCCCCCACUCUGUUACCCCAGGAGGUUAGAUGCUUCCUCAUCCGGAUGAAACUUUGGGGUACAUCUCCCCACCCCUUUUACACCCCUCUCCCAUGCCCUGUUUGGAAACAGACUAAUCCAAUUGGGAUACAAAUGAUUUGAUUUUUCUCUCAUAACUAUCGACAAAAUUACGACGCGGAGCAGGAUACAGCUGGAUCCAGAAAACUUGGCUGGGCAAAGAUUUUGGGGACGAAAAAUCGGUCUCUCUCGGAAUUAUUAUUAAAACAAUAAAAGGGGGGGUCUUUAAUUAUAACUGAUUUUUUUUUUCUCUCUCUUUGUUAAUGUGUCAGAGUCUUGGAAAUGUGUGGAGUAAACCGAACCGAAACAAACAAAAUCACGAACUCUCGGGAAAAUAAAAAUGAAUCCAUUAAUAACGAUGGUGGUAAAUAAAGCAGUUAACAUGGAUCUUGUCCAACUAUGGAACUGAUCAGCCAUUCGGCUCUCUGCUCUGUAGUAACAAAAGGGGGUGCUAUUCUCAAAAGGGUUAGAGUUGGGAUGGUGUUGGUUUUUGCAUAAGCAACAGCGACGGGAGCUGAGACUGGUUUGGGGGUACCUGCUCGGGAUGUGUGGGGGUGGGGGAGAUGGGAAAAUAUAUACAAUGUUUCUGUUUUGUUUUCAGGGGAUUGACGGCGUAAUUCCUUUUCCCCCAUGCAUCCUCCACUCCCAUCCCCUUUUCUCCAUGCCAAGGUGCUAUUGUGAUCAUCCUUUAAGUGUCUUCUCAGAGCAUGUCCUUAAAUUGUGUUGUUCUUUCAAGGUAUCUAGGACAGGGGGGUAAGCAGCUGUUGAUGGGAAUUUGCAAAUGAAACGGGGGGUGGAGGCGUUGGACUAUUUCCUUCACCCGCACCUUCGCCCCUCACUGGGGGAAUUGGAAAGGCUUUUCAAAUGACUAUAUAUAAAGAGAGCUCUAUAUAUAUAUAAAAUAUAUAUAUAUAUAAAUAUAUAUAUUAUAUAACGUAUAUGUGUGGACAGUUUAACACAGAAGAAUCAAAGAGAGUUUGGAAGGACGUUUGAAAAGGAGCUAGAGACAAAAAAUCUCUCCCCGCCGUGUUACAGGUAGGAUCCCUCGAUGAUCUCUGGGCACGGCCACUGGAGACCAACUCCCAUCUUUGAUCCCGAUUCUGCAAGACUCCAGCCCAUCCUUCUGCAUGCAAACUGGCCGACAGGGCUGGCCCCUGCUUCCAGACAGGUCGGUGCCACAGGGCUUUGCUCUGUCAGGGGCUUUUCAGCUGGUUCCAAUGCAGCAACGCACUUCAGCACCUGCCUAGCUCAAAGCAUAGGGGUCGUCCGGUCAAAGCCAGUAGGGAAAGAGUCACAGAUUGGAAGGGAGACAUGGCAGAAUUUUGCCCAGAGGUUCCUGCACCCAGCCCAUGACUUGCGUCCCAAUUAAACCAUAUCUAUUGGACGAUAGAAAGCCCUCAAGGGAUGCAGAAUCCGCAUCCCUUGGGGAACGGCUCUAAAAUUUCAUUCCUCAUCUCCACCGGUAAAAACGUACAUCUUACUGGCGCCAGCUCCAGCCAUCAGAUCUCACUGUCCAUCUGCUAGAUCUAGCAGUAAACCCCUUUUCUCGGGGGCAGUAUCAAUGAAGCUAAGGGAGCUGUGCUGGAUUGGGGUUGGAGAACUCCAGCCCUACCAGGCUCAUGCCCAUUGCUGGGAAGAGUGUAGGAAGACGAGGAAUUUGGAUCGGAAUUCUUUCUUUCAGAGUGAUAGGAUGCAGGUGAAAUAGGCACUUCAAUUUCUCAAGCCUGGCAAAGUUAUUGCAAACUCCCCUCGCCUUCAAUGCUAAAAUGCCAAAAGGGGCUAGCAUCGAGCUGAAGAGAGGGUGAUAUAUCUGCCAUUGUAAGCUGUGAACUGAAAUAAUUUCAUAUUAAUUUUCAGGCUUUGAGGUGUUGUUUUUUUAUUAAGAAAAGGCAUCACAUUUUGCAAAGUUUCCAGGGUAUUUAGGCUCCUAAACUUUUUGAAAAUGAAAUUUAGGCUCCUAAAUCUCUUAGGUGCUUUGAAGAAUGUUAGCGAAGGUGAAAUUUGGUGGACAUCUCUCAGCAUCUUAGACCACUGCAUGAGCUCAAGUUCUGUAUUUUUCUCUUACCAAAAAUCCCAACAUUUUUUUUAAAGACGCAGAUAAUUAUUGGAGUUUCGUUCAUUCCAAACUUCGCCACUGAAUGGAACUGUCUGCAGGGUGAAGGAGGGGGAUUUCUGUCCGUUUCUCUAGGAGUGUAAUGAACAUUAUCAACUGUAAAUUAAUUUGUACAUUAUUAAUAUUUUAUUUUUGUUUGGGGGAGGGGCUCGGGCGGAGAAAUGAAGGUCGCAAACUCUAUUUUAAAAAUAUGACACUCUGAUAAAUAUCCUCUUUUUAAAAUAUCGAGAGAGAGAUUGGUUUAUUUUACCAAUAGAAUUCCCAAUCUUUUUCCUUUACAGCAUUCCAGGUGGGGAGGAAAUAAAUUUUUAAUUCAUUCUUUUUGUAUCAGUUUUGGUUUAGUUUUUUUAAUGAACAGAAACCCCUUCCUGAUUGUUUUGGGGGAAAUACUCUGUGGUUCUGCAUAUUUACCCUGUAAACUUCCUGUACUCUUCAAUGUUACUGUAAAGUGUUACCAAUUAUGAUGAAGUCAAAAAAAACUUUCAACCCAUGUACAUUACCGCAAAGGGGAAUACAGUUGAUUCUAUACUUCGUACAA